AUGCUGGCCGCCUCCGCCGUCCGUCGGGCCCUGCUGCUCUGCUGGCUCGCGGCCCCCCGGCCCGCCCGGCCCGAGCCACUCUUCCACAGCCGGGACCGCUCGGACCUGGAGCCCGCCCCGCUGCGCCGGGCCCAGCCCAUCGCCGACCCUGUCGCUGCGCAGCGAUUCCUGUCCAAGUACGGCUGGGCCGACGCGCCCCCCGGACCCGGGCCCCGGGGCCCCAGCCCCCACGCGCGGCGCGUGGGCCCCCGGGCCACCGCCCUGGCCGAGGCCGUGCGCAGGUUCCAGAAGGUCAACGCGCUGCCGGCGAGCGGGCGGCUGGACGCGGCCACGCUGGCGGCCAUGAACAGGCCGCGCUGCGGCGUCCCCGACACGCGGCCCCUGCCGCCCCCGGCCCCCGGGCCCCCGUCGCGCCUGCCGCGCCCCGCCCGGCCCAAGCGCUUCCUGCGGCCGCCGCCGCCGCCCGGGGACCCGCAGCCCGAGGGCGCCGCGCCCCGCGGGGGGACCCGGGCCUUCGCCAAGAGGACGCUGACCUGGCGGCUGCUGGGGGAGGGCGCCAGCGGGCAGCUGGCCGUGGACGAGCAGAGGCACAUCCUCAGACUGGCCUUCCGGAUGUGGAGCGAGGUGAUGCCGCUGGACUUCCGGGAGGACCUGGCCGCCCCCGGAGCCGCCGUGGACAUAAAGCUGGGUUUCGGACGAGGCCGGCACCUGGGCUGUCCUCGGGUUUUUGAUGGCAGCGGGCAGGAGUUUGCACAUGCCUGGCGCCUGGGCGACAUCCACUUUGACGAUGAUGAACACUUCACACCUCCCACCAGUGACGCGGGCAUCAGCCUUCUCAAAGUGGCCGUCCAUGAAAUUGGCCACGUACUCGGCCUGCCUCACACCUAUAGAACAGGAUCCAUAAUGCAACCGAACUACAUCCCCCAGGAGCCUGUGUUUGAGUUGGACUGGUCAGACAGAAAAGCAGUUCAAAAACUGUAUGGUUCAUGUGAAGGAUCAUUUGAUACUGCAUUUGACUGGAUUCGCAAAGAGCGAAACCAACAUGGAGCCGUGAUGAUGAGAUUUAGCACCUACUUUUUCCGCAACAGCUGGUACUGGCUUUAUGAAAAUCGAAAUAACCGGACACGCUACGGGGAUCCUAUCCAAAUCCUCCGUGGCUGGCACGGAAUCCCAACACAAAACAUCGACGCUUUUGUCCACCUCUGGACGUGGAGAAGAGACGAACGUUAUUUUUUUAAAGGAGAUCAGUACUGGAGAUAUGACAGUGACAAGGAUCAGGCCUACACAGAAGAUGAACAAGGAAGAAGCUACCCCAAAUUGAUUUCAGAAGGAUUUCCUGGCGUCCCAAGUCCCCUGGACACUGCCUUUUAUGACCGAAGCAAGCAGUUAAUUUACUUCUUCAAAGAGUCCCUUGUGUUUGCAUUUGAUGUCAAUAGAAAUCAAGUACUUGAUUCUUAUCCGAUGAAGAUCACUGAAGUGUUUCCGGGAAUAGACCCAGAGAACCAUCCCUUCAGGAAUAUAGACUCAGCCUAUUACUCCUACGCACACAACGCCAUUUUCUUUUUCAAAGGCAAUGCAUAUUGGAAAGUGGUUAGCGACAGGGACAGACAACAGCAUUCUUGGCUUCCUUCAAAUGGCUUAUUCCCGAAGCAGUCAAUUUCAGAGCGGUGGUUUGACAUUUGUGACGUCCAUACCUCCACCCUGAACAUGUAAUGAGAAAA
Messenger RNA from Callorhinus ursinus (northern fur seal), 1721 nucleotides. RefSeq names its product matrix metallopeptidase 21 (gene MMP21). Gene Ontology annotation, molecular function: zinc ion binding; metalloendopeptidase activity. The record is from RefSeq and is a predicted model, not a curated record. Gene Ontology annotation, biological process: collagen catabolic process; extracellular matrix organization; proteolysis. Gene Ontology annotation, cellular component: extracellular matrix. NCBI's taxonomy places the organism in Eukaryota, Metazoa, Chordata, Mammalia, Carnivora, Otariidae.